UCUCAAGACUUGGGGAACUCAGAACGUUUAGCAAUUUCUUGACAGCGUUUCGAUUGUUUCGUGUAGCACUGACAAGAAGAUAUGGCUUCAAAGCUACUCACAAAAGAGGAAACCCUGACAAUGAGGAGACGAUUGAUCGGGCAAUCGUGCAGACUUUUUUAUUCAGACGAUCCUGUCAAAAUUGUAAGAGCAAAGGGGCAAUAUCUUUUUGAUGAGAACGACAACCGCUACCUGGACUGCAUCGGCAAUGUUCAUCAUGUGGGUCAUUGCCACCCUAGUGUUACCAAGGCUGCAGCAGAACAAAUGGACCUUCUGAACACCAACACCAGAUUCCUGCACGACAGUUUGGUCAUAUAUGCAGACCGCCUGGCUGCCACCUUGCCCGAGAGACUGUCUGUCUUCUACUUUGUCAACUCUGGCUCCGAGGCCAAUGAUCUUGCACUACGCUUGGCCCAGCAGUACACUCAACACGAAGAUGUCAUUGUGCUCGACCAUGCAUACCACGGUCAUUUAGUGUCCCUCAUCGACAUCAGUCCAUACAAGUUCCGGAAAUUGACAGGACAAAAAGAAUGGGUUCAUGUGGCACCCUUACCAGAUACCUACAGAGGCAUGUACAAAGAGGAUGAGCUGAAUCCAGGCCAAGCUUAUGCAAAUACAGUCAAGAACCUAAUAGAGGAGGUGCACAAGAAGGGUCGCAAGAUAUCUGCCUUCUUUGCCGAAUCAAUGCAAAGUGUGGCAGGACAAAUCAUUUUGCCGCAAGGAUACUCAUCUAAAGUUGCAGAGUAUGUUCACUCAGCAGGAGGGGUGUUUGUGUCAGACGAGGUGCAGACCGGCUUUGGACGUGUGGGAAGUCAUUUUUGGGCGUUUCAGCUGCAAGGAGCAGAUUUUUGUCCUGACAUAGUAACCAUGGGCAAGCCGAUGGGCAACGGGUAUCCCAUUGCAUGCGUGGCAACUACAGUGGCGAUAGCUAGCGCUUUCACCGCCAAUAAAGUGGAGUACUUCAAUACGUUUGGAGGGAACCCAGUGUCUUGUGCAAUUGGCCUGGCCGUCCUUGAUGUGAUAGAGAAAGAGGAUCUGAGAGGAAACGCCAAAAGGGUCGGGGCACAUCUGAAAGAUUUGUUCACAAAGCUGAAAAGUCGACAUAAAAUUAUUGGAGAUGUUAGAGGUGUGGGACUUUUUAUGGGAGUUGAGCUGGUAGAAGACAGAGAAUUGAGGACACCUGCUACCAAAGCAGCAGCACAGGUGGUGCAAAGGCUCAAAGUAGAAGAUCGAAUCUGUGUCAGUACAGAUGGCCCAUGGGAAAGUGUCUUGAAGUUUAAACCGCCCAUGUGCUUCAAUAUGGAGGAUGCUGAGCUGGUGGUGCGGUGCAUUGAUCGCAUCCUCACAGACAUGGAAGCCAAUCUGAAACUGGAAAAGGAAGACAUCUAGGGACUAUGCACCAUUUCUGCAAGACUGCAAUGAGCAGAUUCAAUCCAUUUGGAGUCAAUACCUAGUUCUACAACUACAGUACUUUUUUUUUAACCAAAUUCAAUUGAAGUAAACAGACGUGUCCUUUUUAAUACUUA
Phyllopteryx taeniolatus (common seadragon) is the source of this 1565-nucleotide messenger RNA. It is a transcript of the gene phykpl, whose product is annotated as 5-phosphohydroxy-L-lysine phospho-lyase. Bases 82 to 1428 code for a protein of 448 amino acids. NCBI's taxonomy places the organism in Eukaryota, Metazoa, Chordata, Actinopteri, Syngnathiformes, Syngnathidae. Gene Ontology annotation, molecular function: pyridoxal phosphate binding; transaminase activity. Gene Ontology annotation, cellular component: mitochondrion. The record is from RefSeq and is a predicted model, not a curated record. The transcript has 13 exons.